AUGUCAGCCAAAUCCACUCUUGACCAAAUCCUCCACCGCCACACCGUCCACCCGGACUCCCCUUCCACAAAGGACAAGCUCCUCGGCGCGUCCUUCGUCGUUGUCGACAAGUCCGGUCCCAUUUACUCCGGCGCAGCCGGCCACACCUCCCUCCCCAUAACUUCUUCUUCCUCACCCACUUUCGGGACCGACUCCUUCCUCUGGGUCGCCUCCCUCACCAAGCUCCUCACAACCAUCUGUCUCAUGCAACUAGUCCAACAAGGCAAACUUUCUCUCGAUCAAGAUGUUCGUGAGAAACUACCCGAGUUGACAAACGCCGGUAUCCUUCGGGGUUUCGAGGCAGACAAAGAAGGGGAAGAGGCAAAAGGGAAGGCGAUACUGGAGAAGAUCGAGAAGCCAAUUACGACCCGGCAGCUGCUCACGCACACCGUCGGUUUAUCCUACGACGUGGGCCACCCGCUUCUGGAGCGAUGGGCCAAGGAAGUAGGCAAAAAGGGUGACUCGAAUUCCAUGACGAUGGAGGGGUGGACUACCCCUCUUUUGUUCCCGCCGGGUGACGGGUGGGUGUAUGGAACGGGGUUGGAUUGGGCGGGGAUUUUACUUGAGCGAGUGCUGGGUGAGAACGACCAGAAGAUGACGUUGGGACAGUACAUGCGGAAGAACGUGUUCGAGCCAUUGGGCAUGGAGGCUUCAACCCUCAAGCCGGCGGCUGAGCCUGUCGAGAAACUGGAGAACAAAAUGAAGGAUAAGCUGGUCCCCGUUGCGCUGAGGGAUGCCGAGACGGGCGAGCUGUCGCUGAGUGAACUGCCGAUUCCGGCGGCGUGGGAUCCUAAGAAUGAAAGCGGAGGCUCGGGGCUGUGGACUACGGCGGAUGAUUAUGGCAAGGUUUUGGCGGCGGUUUUGAGGACCUUUGACCAAGGGGACGGGGAGCUGGGACUCAGGAAGGAGAUGGUCGAUCUCAUGUUUAGUCCGCAAUUGAAUGACAAGGGGUUGGAGAUGAUCAAGGAGAUGGGGAGAGUAUUUCAUCCGGGCGUCAUGCCUGAGUUUCCGGAAGGGUUCGAGGCGGUCGAUCAUGGUCUUGGUGGACUGCUGAAUCUGGAGGAUGUGGAGGGAAAGAGGAGGAAGGGGAGUAUGAUGUGGCAUGGGUACUGCAAUUCGCAUUGGUGGAUUGAUCGCGAAACGGGCAUUGGUGCGUGCGUCUUGGUUGAACAGUUUCCCUUUGCCGACCCAGUGGUCAUCCAGCUGUACAAUGACCUCGAACGGGCGGUAUAUGGGGAGCUGGUCCCCGAGUGGAAGAAGGCCAAGGGUGUUUAG
This is a messenger RNA of Sordaria macrospora k-hell, 1314 nucleotides long. RefSeq lists its product as uncharacterized. Lineage: Eukaryota; Fungi; Ascomycota; Sordariomycetes; Sordariales; Sordariaceae. The record is from RefSeq and is a predicted model, not a curated record.